Messenger RNA from Marmota flaviventris (yellow-bellied marmot), 4252 nucleotides. It is a transcript of the gene Chordc1, whose product is annotated as cysteine and histidine rich domain containing 1. The record is from RefSeq and is a predicted model, not a curated record. NCBI's taxonomy places the organism in Eukaryota, Metazoa, Chordata, Mammalia, Rodentia, Sciuridae.
UUCCGGAAGCCGGCAGCCGCCCUAGGAUUCAGGUCAGCGCUUGCUACAGCAGAGUCUGUCGCACUGUCCUGCGGUUCCCGGUGUUUGGUCCUUGCCUGUAACGGUGGGAGAAGAAGAUGGCCCUGCUAUGCUAUAAUCGGGGCUGCGGCCAGCGCUUCGACCCCGAGAACAAUUCGGAUGAUGCUUGCACAUACCACCCAGGUGUUCCAGUCUUUCAUGAUGCAUUAAAGGGUUGGUCUUGCUGUAAGAGAAGAACUACUGAUUUUUCUGAUUUCUUAAGCAUUGUGGGCUGUACAAAAGGUAGACAUAAUAGUGAGAAGCCACCUGAGCCGGUCAAGCCUGAAGUCAAGACUACUGAAAAGAAAGAACUAUCUGAAUUGAAACCCAAAUUUCAGGAGCACAUAAUUCAAGCCCCUAAGCCAGUAGAAGCGAUAAAAAGGCCAAGCCCAGAUGAACCCAUGACAAAUUUGGAAUUAAAAAUAUCUGCCUCCCUAAAACAAGCACUUGAUAAACUUAAACUAUCAUCUGGGAAUGAAGAAGAUAAGAAAGAAGAUGACAGUGAUGAAAUUAAGAUUGGGACCUCAUGUAAAAAUGGAGGGUGUUCAAAGACAUAUCAGGGUCUACAGAGUCUAGAAGAAGUUUGUGUAUAUCAUUCUGGAGUACCUAUUUUCCAUGAGGGGAUGAAAUAUUGGAGCUGUUGUAGAAGGAAAACCUCUGACUUUAAUACGUUCUUAGCCCAAGAAGGCUGUACAACAGGGAAACACGUGUGGACUAAAAAGGAUGCUGGGAAAAAAGUUGUUCCAUGUAGACAUGACUGGCAUCAGACUGGAGGUGAAGUCACCAUUUCAGUAUAUGCUAAAAAUUCACUUCCAGAACUUAGUCGAGUAGAAGCUAAUAGUACAUUGUUAAAUGUACACAUUGUAUUUGAAGGAGAGAAGGAAUUUCAUCAAAAUGUCAAAUUAUGGGGUGUGAUUGAUGUAAAACGAAGCUAUGUGACUAUGACUGCAACAAAGAUUGAGAUCACCAUGAGAAAAGCUGAGCCUAUGCAGUGGGCAAGCCUUGAACUACCUACAACCAAAAAGCAGGAAAAACAAAAAGAAGAUAUUACAGAUUGAGGUCGGGGGAGGGCUGUUGCCUAUUUCAGAAUUCUGAAUGUGUGGUAAAGUGGUGGCUUGCUGCUGUAACUUUUUGUUGUUGAAUCAGGCAUUUCAGGGUCAUAUUAGAUAUUUGUUUUUAAAAGCCAAAGUCAAUUUAUCUUUUUGUGUUGCCAUAUUUUGCGUUCCAUAAGAUUGAUUAUUCGUAUCUUCUCAUUGGUAGAACCAUAGUUAUGUCCCUUACUUGAAGAAGCUGGAAAAUAGCUCGAGUGUAAUUGCAGUAUUUCUUAGUGUAUUAUUAUUUUGUUAAACAAAGAAAUAAUAAGGGACAUUUGUUUUUUAUACUUCUGUUAUCCCAUAAUUAUUAAAGCAAGAUGAAAAUGUCAAUUUUUUAAUCAGUUUUGUUUUGUUUGUUUUUUUCCCCUCUUUGUGGACCUUUUGUUCCUAUAAUACUUGAAAAUCUUCAAGGAAGAAAUGAAGUUCUGCAUUAUUUUUGUUCGUUUUUAUUUUCCAUGUGGGACAGUCACUUUUUCCAAGAGGACUAUCCUAGGUAAAGUGGGGGCAAAAUAUAUGCACUGACCAACAAAUUACAAUUUAUUCACGGUUAAUUUAAUUUUAAAAUUACAUCAUUACCUAUAUUACUUGCCAAACAAGUAUGACUUAAGAGUAAAGGAAACAAGACUGGAGAGAGAUCAAUUUGGUUAAAAUUCACUAUUUUUAUAAGACUUAAGCAAUAAUGUUAAAAAUCUUUCUCCUGAUUAAGGGUCUUUAUAUGAUGUUAUGACUAAAUGGUACCUGAUUUUCAGUCUAAACCCUCUUAAAACCUUCAGUUACCUAUUUAAAAAAAAAAAAAAUCUAUAUCUGGCCUUAUUGAUAGAAAAAUACCUAAAAUUGUAUCUUAAAAGUUUGUGGAAAUACAAUAGAAAAUGAGAAAACUAAAUACAUAAACUUUGCUUUAUGCCUACUAUUACAUGUUAAAUAAAAUAGCUUAAUUCUACCAGAGUCAUUUUUUUUUAAGGCUUUCAAAUAGAGCUUGACAAUUAUAGUAAUACAAUGUUGAUCAUAUAUUGUAUUUUAUUGGUAUUAAAUAUAUGUAAUACAUCCUUUGAUUUAUUUAUGCUUCUCAGACCAUUAGUGAAUAGAUCGCUUUUUGAGGUAAUACAGAGUUCAAGAAGGAAAUUUUAAGAAAUGUUAUGCCAUUCAAACUGGCAUAACUUAAUAAAUUUGGUUAUUAUUAGGUUUAUACAGAUAAAUGAAAGUCAAAAAGUUUUCCAAACCCCUUGAGUAUAUUCUAGGUUAAUAGAACUCUUGCAAAGAAAAGUGUGCAGAAGUACUAUUUUAGUUCUUAAGAGGUUUGUAUAUAUCAUUCUGUUACUCUUAGCAAAUAACUAGUAGAUAUAUUAGUUAUAAUAAUUAUUUAAAGAUCUAGCUCUGUCACAGUUUUACAAAGUUUGGCACCCAGGCUUUGUUGACAUUAAAACAAAUGGCAAGAAAUUUGGGUCAAUAAAAGUGUGAUCCAGAUAGAGAAUGUAACUAUUAGUUUUGAGAGAAGUAUUUAAAGUUUUGACAACUUGUCUUUUUGGAAUUAGUAACCUGUGUUCUUUGUAGACAUGGAACCUUGUUUGGAGAAAGAAAUUGAUUCAUAAAUUUGAUUUAAAGUAAUUAUCAUUAUACCUUUUGUAAUGUUUUCUUCUUGAGGCUGUUUUCUCCUGCAAAAUGUCUUCAUUUUUUAGGAUUUAAAUAUUAUUUAAAGCAGGUGAGAUAUUCAAACCUCAGACUUAGUUACAAAGCACUGAUUUUUUUUUUUUUUUCCUUUUUUGAUACAACUAUGUAGUCUAGUUACAUUAGUGAAACUCAUAAAAGGACACAGUUAUAGAUAGGUAGAGUAUGUUUUACUCUAUCAAUUUUUCAAAAAAGUUAAUAAAACUUGUUAAUUUACUGAGUCAUCUGUCUAGAAUUAUGCUGUCUUUCUUUGCAUUCAAAGUAAUUAAUAUAACAAAGCAGUCGAAAGCUGGGUAUGUGAAACAUUUGGUAACUGACUUCAACACAGGAAACUUGAAAUGCCAUUUUUAUUGCCUAGCUAGCACAUUUGCUAAUAUAAAGAAAGUAAUAUUGAGCUUACUUUUUUAACCUCUUAUUUUGAGAUAAUUUUAGAUUGAGUUGCAAAAAUAGUAGAAGUUCUUUAAAUAUCUUUCUCUUAUGUUAAAAUCUUACAUAAUCACAGGACUUUUAUACAGCUAAGAAGUUAACCUUGGUACAGUAAUGUUAACUAAAAUAGAACAUUUAAUUUUAACCAGCUAUUUUUAGUAAAACUCUUGAAGAUCUAUCCUAUUCUUGAGUCCUAUUCUAGUUGUAAUAAUUUUAGUUAAUAUAAAUGAUUAAAAAUAUUAACAAACGUUUACAGACUGAUGAUGUAACUUCUUGGUGUACCUGUACAUGGCAAAGGGCUGAUUUUACUUUAUAAUUUCAUUUUCUGCCAGAAAUUUUAAUUCGUAUUAAGGAUAAAUUGUUCAGUUUUCUUUAGACAGUUCUUCAAGCUCCAAGAAUGAAGAGAACCUUAAAGCAUUCUUGCACAUAUUUUAAGGGGCCUUAAAGCUAUUGUUAACCCAUCCCCCACAUUUAAAAAAAACAACAACAUUCAUUUCUAAGCCUGUAAAUGGAUGUCUUGAAUACACAAACAACAUGUAAACUUUGAAAAAUUCAUUUAUGAGAUCUGGUAUCCAUUUUAGGGCUAUUUGAAUGUUAAAAGAUUAUUUUUUUGUUGUUUUAUUGCAAAUUAAAGUCCAGCUUGUUUUAAUGUUGUUUUGAUAGAUUUUUGUUUUUCCUUUUUUUGUUUGUUUGAUAGGUGAGAAGUUGUUUCUCUUCCAAAAAUUUAAAUUCAUCUGGUGUUGCCUGGCUUGCCUUUUCUAAAUUGAUUAUAGAUGCCUAUGGCUUUGUGCAUGUGGCAUUGUCCCUAAAAUACAAGGCUUGAAAAUUUUUUUUUUUUUUUCCUGCAGAGCAUUGCUUAAUUUUAAGUUUUCAUGGUGUUUGUUGAUGUAGUUUCUCUAAGAAAGUUUUCUAAAGAUCGUGUUUUCACUAAAUGCUUAAUUAAUGACUUUUUUUAAUUCUCCAGUUUAGUAGGACCCCUUUAAUGUACAAUAAAAUGAAAUAAAACAACA